Aspergillus bombycis is the source of this 1440-nucleotide messenger RNA. RefSeq lists its product as uncharacterized. The coding region runs from base 1 to 1440 and encodes 479 amino acids. The transcript has a single exon. The record is from RefSeq and is a predicted model, not a curated record. Lineage: Eukaryota; Fungi; Ascomycota; Eurotiomycetes; Eurotiales; Aspergillaceae.
AUGCUGGCGAAAGGGUUGAAGCGCAUCGUCCCCGUUGUCGGCGUGGUGCUGGUGCUCGCCGUACUAGGGCUUCAAUUAUACCAUCGCAACUAUCUCCAUCGCAGUAGUAGUGCUCCUUUCGGCCAUUCCUUUCCCAGGCCUGAUGAAAGCCCCAGUCCGGAUCCUAGCGGAAAUCGCUGGGGUCAGCAAUAUGAACAACCACAAUAUGAGGACCAACACACGGGUCUCGAUGCAUCGUCGGACCCCAAGAUAGACAUGUCCACCACCCAUACGGAACUGUACUCCGUAUCGACCCCAGACAAGAAGUUGUUCAAGAUCGACUUUGCCGGCCGACAGGCCAUUAAUCCCAGUAUCAUCCCCCAUCCCGAGCAGCCGAAUACAUGGAUCAUCACCGCGCAACUGCACAAGCCUGCCGACAAGCACAAGAGCUCGGUCUGGUUCGCCGAACUGGUCUGUGACGCUGUCUUUCGGGAUGGCGGACGAACCCUCGGCUGUGUUGAGCCUCCCUUGAUCCUUCCGAUCGCUGCGACGGUCGGCGAUAGUAACAACUGCUUGGGCGACCUGUCGUACUUCACGCUCAACAUCGGGCCACAUGAUGCGCGUGUCUUCUAUGGGCCCGAAGCACCGUACGCCGUCUAUGGGUCGAACUCCCAAUUCACCUGCUUUGGACAAUGGAUCCAUGACUUCCGACCCCUGGUCGACUGGAAGGGGGACGUGGAUUUCUUGUCCGAUCAUGGGUUCCGCCAGGCCACCGAGUUGCAACGUCCCCUUCCCUACGGGGCCGUCGAGAAGAACUGGUUCCUCUUCUGGGACGCUACCGGACAAGCGUAUGUGCAUUACGAUGUGGCUCCCAACCGGGUCUUCGCUCGGCUGGAGCUUGACGGCUCGGUCGGUCCAGACUUAGCACCUCUUGCGGCCGCGACCGACCUGCAGUGUUUACGACGACACCUCCCGGCAUUGAAGGACGCCGAGUUGGAGUCGAUUCACCAGGCGACCAACUCUUUGACCAUCACACUCUGUCAGCGAUCGGAUCCGCUGUGCCAGGCCACCGACCUCAAUACGUUCAUCCUCACCAUCUUCCAGCACAAGAGUUUCUAUGCAUUCCAUAGCGUGUACGAGCCAUAUGUCAUGCUCUUCCGCCGGUCGGCUCCGUUCGAUGUCCAUGGCAUAUCAACCAAGCCCCUCUGGAUCUCAGGUCGUGGCACUCCUGGUCAUGGCAAGAAACCGAAGGCGCUGACUACGGGAGAGUCACAGGUAUGGGACCACACGGAGAUGUUGUACGUGACUUCCAUCAGCUGGAAAGCGCCGGGCAACAAGUACCAUGGGUACUUAGACGAUGUGAUGUUCCUCGCCUUUGGCCGGGAGGAUGAGGAUACGGCUGGGAUUGAUAUUGUCGCUGGUGAUUUAAUGAAGGAUAUAGGGCUUUGCGGGAUGUUGUGA